AUGCUCAAAUUUUCUAUCGACGUUCUUCUAGCUCCGGGGAGAUCGUCUGGAAUUUUUCCAUUUCCAGCCAAGACAUGCCUGUUUGCUGAUUCUUCUUCAGGGGAAGAUGAAGCAAACCGAAAAAAAUUUCCAUGUGAAAUUUGUGGAAAACAAUUCAACGCACACUACAAUUUGACUCGUCACAUGCCGGUCCACACCGGAGAACGACCGUUUGUCUGCAAGGUUUGCGGAAAAGCGUUUCGUCAGGCUUCCACACUUUGUCGUCACAAAAUCAUUCACACCGACAGUAAACCGCAUAAGUGCAAAACAUGUGGAAAAUGUUUCAAUAGAUCGUCAACACUGAAUACACAUGUUAGGAUACAUCAAGGAUUCAAACCGUUCGUUUGUGAAGUUUGCGGUAAAGGAUUUCAUCAAAAUGGAAACUACAAAAAUCAUCGUCUUACCCAUGAAGAAACCAAGAAGUACUCCUGUACGAUUUGUAAGAGGGCAUUCCAUCAAUCCUACAAUCUCGCAUUCCAUAUGUUCACCCAUGAAGAACACAAACCAUUCACUUGCCACGUGUGUUCGAAGGGAUUCUGCCGCAACUUUGAUCUAAAGAAACACCUUCGCAAAAUGCAUUCUCACUCCAUUAUUCCACCUAAUACUCCAUAA
This is a messenger RNA of Caenorhabditis briggsae, 651 nucleotides long. The transcript has 6 exons. The coding region runs from base 1 to 651 and encodes 216 amino acids. NCBI's taxonomy places the organism in Eukaryota, Metazoa, Nematoda, Chromadorea, Rhabditida, Rhabditidae. Gene Ontology annotation, biological process: regulation of transcription by RNA polymerase II. Gene Ontology annotation, cellular component: nucleus. Gene Ontology annotation, molecular function: RNA polymerase II cis-regulatory region sequence-specific DNA binding; DNA-binding transcription factor activity, RNA polymerase II-specific. The record is from RefSeq and is a predicted model, not a curated record.